AGCGCCCUGCCCUCUGCGCGCCCCCGUGCAGUAAAGCUCGAGCCUGUUAACGGAGCGGUGUACCCGUGGACGUGUGAUCACAGAUUUCUCCCGAUCAAACUAUCCAUCAGAGCCAGCGUUCAGUUUAACGACACUUCAGCGAUAUCUGGAUUACGAUGGCGCACACGGGUUAAUGAGGAGAGCGUUGUCGUCCGCUGAAGGUACUGAAGGCACAGUUUGUAAACUGUGUGUGGGAGCAACAUUCAGCCUUUAGUUUUUGUGUGAUGGAGGGAUUCCCUGUUCACUGACGCUGCAGCACUGCCCUGCAGUCAUGUCUGCAUGCAACACCUUCACUGAACAUGUGUGGAAACCAGGGGAGUGCAAAAACUGCUUUAAGCCCAAGAGCCUGCACCGGCCUCCAGAGCAAGCCAAUGCUGCCAGUGAGAGCAAGACAAACAUCAGUGCCAAACUCACAAACAGUCAGAGGAGCAUUUCCUCAUCCCGUGCAGGGCAGGUCCGCCCACCUGUUGCAAAGAAGCCUACUAUUGCAGUAAAGCCUACUAUGAUGCUGCCAUGCUCCCCAGCAGGGUUGGAUUCAGAGGGAAAUGUGCCAAGGCCUACAGAGGGAGUACAGGUCACUAAAAGCUCACCAUUCACUGUGUGGAACCACAACAGCCUGAAUAGCUCGAGAACCACAGGGACAAACAACCAAGGAGAGGAUUUGGUUGGGCAAACAGAGGCAUAUGGUGCAAUUUCCCCACAGCCAACUAGAAGCAACAACAACAACGGACUGACGGAUGUGCUAAAAGAGAUUGCUGGCCUGGGACCUUCUCCAAGCUCAAGUAGAGAUGACUUCUUUGGCCGGAUCUGCAGUUCAUACCAGCGCUCGUUAGAGAGGGGCCUUCCAGCAUCAAGCUGUCUCCAUGCUGGGAGUAGUGGUAGUGGAGCAAUGAAACGGGUUUCCCUCAGUGACAGUGCAGAGGUCAUCAGCUCUGAGGGAGGACGUUUCUGCUAUCCGGAAUUCUCCAGUGAUGGCGACGAUGAGGAGGAUGAGAGUGAUGAUGAGGAUGAUGAUGGAGAGCAUGACAGUUGGGAUGAAAGCGAUGAGGAGUUGCUAGCAAUGGGGAUACGGAUGCGGGGUCAACCUCGGUUUGCCAAUUUCCGUGCAGCCACCCUGUCCCCAGUUCCCUUCGCUGUGAGCAAGAAGUGGAAUACAGUGCCUAUACGCAACCGUUCACUGCAACGGUUCUGUGCAGUGGAUUACGAUGACAGUUACGAUGAGAUUCUGAAUGGAUACCCAUCUGUUGACUCAAAUGGAGCUCCUGCUCUUCUGUCAUACACCUCGGACCACCAGGGUUGUGGCUCUCUGUCCACUUCUGAGUCCACCACCUCGCCCGAGUCCUUGAUUUCUCUGCCUGAAGAAUCCUGCUCUGGCAGCAGUAGGGGCACUGGUGACCAGAGAAAUAAUCUUCCUUUCCCACCUAGCAAAGAACCUUCAGCCAAAGGGCUGAGUUCACCAAAACCCAAUGAAACGCACAAAGCUGUUCUAGCCAUCCGUCUGGAAGAACAGGAUGACAGUAAGAGACGAGGUGGUGCUCUCCCACAAGCUCUUCCAGGCCAGCCAAUCACAAUCAGCUUCAGCCCAACCGAGGAGCAGGCCAAGCCUUAUCGCAUAGUGAAUCUCGAGAAGGCUCCUAUCUGUAAGCCUUAUACAGUGGUGGAUGUGUCUGCCUCAAUGGCCACUAAAGAUGAGCACACUCACUUGAGUGAAAGCACUCCAAAGUCAAGUGGGCCUAAUGUUGUGCUUUGCCCUUCUGCUGAUCCCUGUCCUGUCUCACCCACUACGCCUCAGUCUCUCAGAUCUCCUGUUACACAUGUGGCAUCUCCAUCCAUUUCAUUGUCUCUGAUGAUGCCUCAGUCUCCUACGAGUCCUGCCUCUGGAAGGCCCAGUGGUUUCCGCACAAAACCUGGCAGCAUCCGUUACCAAGAAGUGUGGACGUCUUGCACCAGCCCUCGACAGAAGAUCCCAAAAGUUGAUUUAACAAAUGGCAGUGCCGCCCCAAGACUAAUCAAUCACAAAUCAGCUCCCACAUCUCCAUCUGCAUGCUUUGGCUCAGUCCCAAGUAAAUCUCCCAACUUGUCUGAGAUGAAAUAUAACAGCUACAACAAUGCCGGCAUGCCCCCGUUUCCCAUCAUCAUCCGUGAUGAGCCUGCGUAUGCACGCAGCUCCAAAAAGCCAGUGAAAGUUCCCAUAGUGAUUAAUCCCUGUGCAUACGAUAACCUAGCUGUUUACAAGAGUUUCCUGGGGCUCAAUGGUGAGGUGCCACAUUCCAAGCCUGGGGCCGGAGAGCGAGUGGCCAGCAACACAUAUGAGGAGAUUGGAUCUUCUGGAAGUUCCCAGCCCUCGCCGUCUGAGCAGACAUCACCUCAGAUGAAGCACGCAACAGAUGUAACUGCUCCUGGGGAACUGAGGACCACCACAGUAUCCGGACAGGUUGUAAACAAUGGCAAAUCCAGGACUACGACAAUUGUCUCCAUCCUUCCUGCAGGCAGCAUGAGCCCUGGCCCUGCUGUUCUGGCACAUAGCAGUCUGGAUCGUAUUUGUAACCCCAGCAGUGAGCAACCAGAAGAGGGCUUCAAAGAUUGCCAGGUCACAUCGAAUGGACGUUCAGGUCAGAGGGAGAAAGCAAGUGCUGUUCUGUCUCAAAUUGUGGCCUCCAUUCAGCCGCCGCCUUCUCCUCCAGACUCCCCCACUGGCCAGAAUAAGACAUGCAGUGUUGAGGAGCUUUACUCACUGCCACCAGAUGCUUCCAGAGAUGCUCUUAACAGACCUAAAUCACUCCACUGUUCUGCAGAACCUCAAAAAGACACACCACCUAAAGUCCUUCCCAAAUCUCAGAGUGCCUCUGCUGCUGUACCGCCCACAAGCCCCAAAUCUGAACCUAGUGCCCCAUUUCCCCCAGCCCGGUCUAGCUCCUCUCCUUACCACACAAGCAACCUGCUCCAGAGGCAUUUCAGCAACUGGACCAAACAAGCUGGGGCCAAAUCUACUGACAGCGAGAGCAGUCCUGGUGCGGAGGGAAGGCGUUCAACUGAUGGUAACAAGCCAAAGCGCUGGAUAUCCUUCAAGAGUUUCUUCCGCCGGCGGAAGGAUGAGGAUGAACAGAAAGAGAAAAUGGAACGAGAGAAGGAAAAAGGGAAGCUGCUGGGAUUAGAUGGGACUGUCAUCACUGUACUGCCUCCUCCACCUGUACAGAGACAGCACUGGUUUUCAGAGUCCAAGACGGAUGACCCUCACCAGAAACCCACGAUCAUAUUCACCUACAAAUCAGAGAGUGUCACAGGUGGAGAGGAGGCCGAGCUUCGGGUUGAAGAACACAAAGAAGUUGGAGCUUCCAGCCUGUCCACUCCACCCAAGAGCAGAGCCAGUCUCCUCAUCAGCAGAGUCAUGAAUCAGCUUCCAGUUCAGGAUACUGAGAUCUCCACAGCUACCUCUCUUCCUGCUAAACUGGAGCUGUCGCCCCUGCGCGAGCCGCCUGCCUCCUGUCCGCCCCCAGCAUCGCCCGCCUCAAACAGCAGCAAGCACGCAGAGCGAGAGGAAGAGGGAAUCACUUGCACCAACUCUCAAUCUCCUACAUCCAGCAGCUGCAGGGCCACAUACACCAACUUGGGUCAGUCCAGGGCCAACAUGAUCCCUGUAAAACAUCCCAGACAUCCUAAAGCAUCUGAUGACACUUUAACCUCUGAUCCUGAGGCCAUCGAACCCACGACUAAAUCCACCCCUCCACCACUGCCUAAAAAGUCAGUCCCACGUGCCCAAACAGAGCCAUCAGUUUUAGGUAGAGAACUCUCUGCCCCUCGACCCAAAGGAGAGGUCAAACCAGGCGGGACUAGUCUGAGUGUUGCCAAUCCACUCUACGAUCUCGAAUCCACGUGGGAUACUGCCAGUCAGAGCUCCUCGGUCAGCUCAGAGGCACGACAUCCUGACGAAUCUGGAGACUCCCUGGAGCGUCCCGUGGGUGGGCAGAGCCUGUCUUGCCUAACUAAUAGCAGCUCCAUGCUGGCAUGCGACCGCCGAGGCUACCGAAGUACAGAGAGUCUGUCAGCCCAUGCACAAGGGGCUGGGAGACCCGCUAAAUCCCAGAAACAAGUGCCAUACAGAGGCAUGGAGAGCUGGGAGGAAGUGGUCGGAAGGAUCCGAGGCCUGCACACGGAUACCCUUCGCAAGCUGGCAGCCAAAUGUGAAGAUCGAUUUAUGGCCGGACAAAAAGAUCAUCUACGCUUUGGUACAGACAGCUGGUCUCAUUUCCGUCUGACUGCAGGAAAACCCUGCUGCGAGGCAGGAGAUGCUGUGUACUACACUGCAUCUUUCGCUAAAGAGCCUCUGAUAAACUACGCCGUUAAGAUCUGUCGGGGUGUGGUGAAGGAGAAUCAGCAGCAGUUUUUUCACAGCCUAGCGGUUCGGCAGAGUAUCGCAGUUCACUUCAACAUCCAGCAGGACUGUGGGCACUUCCUGGCAGAUGUUCCGGCCCGCCUGCUGCCCUGGGAGCAAGAGGAGGAUGGAGAAGACAAGCAAGGCGGUACGGAAGGAAGAGAAGAGGGAAAAGGAAAGGAGGAUGAGAGAGAUGCGGCUGGUCUGGGCUGGAAACUCUGUAGCCGUGUUGUGGUGAUCACUCGAGAGGUGCCGUUCCAGAUGGUGGCGGAUUUCGUACGGGAGGGUGUGGAGAGGCAUUCGCGAAACCCUGAGCUGUAUGAACGGCAGGUGUGUCUGCUGCUGCUGCAGCUGUGUGCGGGACUAGAGCACAUGAAGCCCUACCACGUCACGCACUGUGACCUGCGGCUUGAGAACCUCCUCCUGGUGCACUGCAAGCCCGGGAACCCUUGGAACCUGGAGCUCACGGAACCGAACAACAACGCUGCAUCUGGACCUUCCUCCGCGACGGCUUCCGCUUGCCCGGCCCGGCUCAUCAUCAGCAACUUCUCUCAGGCCAAACUCAAGAACGUGGUGCGGGAACCCGCUUCGCUCCGAGACCAGUCCCGUCUGGCACCUGAGCUCCUCACUGCCACUCAAUACCGCAAGUGCGAUGAAUUCCAGACUGGCAUACUGAUCUAUGAGAUGCUGCAUCGACCGAACCCAUUCGAGGAAACUCCAGAGCUGAAGGAGAGGGAAUACUGCAGCUCUGACUUGCCCCAGCUGCCCCUGCGGUCCCUGUACUCCAACGGCCUUCAACAGCUUGCCACGUUGCUUCUCAAUCCCAACCCUUCCGAGCGCAUCCAGAUGACGGACGCCCGAGCGUGUUUGCAGUGUCUGCUGUGGGGCCCCCGAGAGGAUCUGUUCAAUUCACUGAACCCCCCCUCCGGGACAGUCCAACGCCACACUGUCCUGCAGAACUGGCUGGACCUGAAGCGAACGCUUAUGAUGAUCAAGUUCGCAGAGCGUUCUUUGGACACUGGCUGCAGUGUGAGUCUGGAGGACUGGUUGUGCUGUCAGUAUCUGGCCUUCGCCUCCACCGAAUCUCUCAGCAGAGUGAUCCAGAUCCUGCAGCAGCCACAGGGUGUGCUUAUCUGAUCGCAGCCGAUCACACCAAUGAAGCUUGGACGUCUAGACAUAUGCGCUGUACAGACGUUUGACUUUGUUCGUGAAUGUACCAUGCAGUGAGUCCGAACGAACUGUUUACAGGAUGAAAAGUGACAAAGUGAAGUCAUAUUUAACUCCACAAAUAAUGGCACAUUUAUAGAGCUGCUUUUAUAAACAAUUGAAACUGCAUGACGUAUGUGUAUGUGUGAGCGUGUUGUAGGUUUUCUGCUGGUGUGUUUAGUUCCGCUUUUUUCUGCUUUAUGGACUCGUGUAUAUCAAGCAGGAUACCACUGAUCCAAUAUCAGCUGCAUCAUGAUUUAUGAUUCCAGUAACUCAUGAAACAAUUUGAUAACUUUUAUAUGUGACCCUGGAGCACAAAACCAGUCUCAAGUCGCUGGGGUACAUUUUUAGCAAUUCGUCCCCUUGGAAUUAUAAGGUUCUAUCUGACAUUUUUGUCAAAAUUGAGUUAUUCACAUAUUCUUAUUCUGUGUCAACGUAUUUACAUUAUGUGAAAGAUUUUUUAAUGUUGUGUACAUCAUGGGACUUUUUAUUUAAAAAACAAUAAGGUUAUAUCUACACAGUUGAAUGGAACACAACAACUUUGAAGCUCAAUAUCUCAAAACUACUCGGAAUGCAGAUCGAACCUUAUAAUUCCAAGGGGACGAAUUGCCAAAAAAGCAUUGUAUGGGUCAAAAUUUUAGAUUUUUUCUUUUAUGCCAAAAAUUAUUAGGAUAUUAAGUAAAGAUCAUGUUCCAUGAAGGUAUUUUGUACAUUUCCUACCGUUAAUCUAGCAAAACUUAAUUUUUGAUUAGUAAUUUAAAGGUGACUUUCAGAUGACGUAUAAAUCUCAAUUUUGAGAAAUUGAACCUUAUGACUGGUUUGGUGGUCCAGGGUCACAUAUAAUCAUCACAUAUUAGAGUUUGUGUAAUGGGCAUCAAAUUAAGGGUUCUUGAGUGAUUAUGUUAAGUCACUGAAAGAAUGAAUUUUAGUCUAACAUGUCUAACUUUAUAAGUGUCUGUGUGUGUGUAUAAAUAUAUAUAUAGAGAGAGAGAGAUUUAUGGAAAGAGGCAAAACAUCAUCUUUCAUCAGUCAUUUCACUCAAAGGUUUAUCAGAUCCUGAUAUAUCGUACAGAUUAGCUCGAGAGUACAGAUUGGAUAUUUUUCUACCACCACAAGAGCACUGUAAAGUUUACCAAAGACUAAACACUAUGAACCACAAAGAACAAAACAUAUUUUUACAUUUUGCGUAGUCGAAGAGAAGAUUUUAUUACUCUCCCUCUUAUAGAAAGUGUCCUUAUGUACCUAAAACAAAUGCAGUUUGGUUCUUCAGCAGUACUUUGGUUCUUCAAAGUACACAGGCGCAUUUCCAAUCAGAGGAAUUGGCACCAAACCCGGUCUAAUCAAACUAGAGUCACUCCAGAUUCUGAUUAUAGCGUUUACACUUGCAGUAAAGGCUCUGAACUGCUUUUGAGACAUAUCGGGAUAAAUAUUACCCUGACCUGAUGUAUGUGCAAUUAUUAAAAAACAUUUGUGACAGUAUUUUAGACACAUUUAAUGCACUUGAUAUUCUAAGCAUGCGUUUAUUCUUUAUCUUCCUGUUCCUGUUUGGCACAUAACUGAUGAGAAUGCAAGCUUUGGGAUCAGACUCCCAGAUAUUUGACUGUGUAUGUGAAGCAUUAGUUUGGACCAGGGACGGUACAUUCUUCAGCGUUUUGUCCUUGUUGUAGUGUUAUUUUGAGGCAUGAGUGUGUGUUUCAGGCAAUGGCAAUAUAGAGAUGGACUUCAGAGUGAAGUGUGAGGCACACACAAGCUGCAUCCCAGCAGCUUGUGGAUGGUAACAUACCAUCCACCUUUAGAUAUAAUAUUUUUUGACAUACUAUGAUUUGCAUACUUUAUAGUAUGGAUAGUAUGCAAACUGGGAUGCAGAUAUUGUCAUCCUUCCAUUUGUAUUGUUACUUCAUUUACACAUUCAGGUAAAAGAAAGGGAUUGCAAAAAGGGAUUUACUGAUUGUUAGUGCUGAGAAAGGGUUCGUGUGAGGUCAGAGAUUAUCUGUCAAUCACAAACUAGGGCGGGACCACUGGUUUGCUCACAUCUUCCAUUUCCGAAGCAGCAGCUACAGUUCUGUCAAUUCUAUUAGAAAGAAACCGGAAUAUUGUGUUUGUGAGUGGAAAAAUUGCGGUGCGUGUCACACUUAAUGUUUGCGGGUCACACCAUAGCAAUAUGUUGUAUUGAAUUGUAUUUGUAUAUAAUAAUUUGAGUGAGGUUUAAAUCCAUUUUAGCAUUACAGGCACGAUUCUGUGUCGCAGAAAGAACUUGAGAGAGAGAGUGAAAGUGACAGCAGAUGUCUGUAAUCUGAAGAUCGUGUGUUUUUACUCAUCCACCAUCAAUUGAUCAGUUUCUUUCACAUCAUUUCAACUGAAAUCAUGUAUUUACUGUUAUUUACAAAAUGUUUAUUGCCAGUGAUGAUUUCACAAAACUGCUUUUACCUACAACUGCAUAUCCCAAGGUGUUUAGCUCUACAUUAAUGAGUUAACUGCUCAUAAUAAAAUUAUGAAUAUGUUUUUAAAACAA
Messenger RNA from Carassius gibelio (silver crucian carp), 8129 nucleotides. RefSeq names its product inactive tyrosine-protein kinase PEAK1. Lineage: Eukaryota; Metazoa; Chordata; Actinopteri; Cypriniformes; Cyprinidae. The transcript has 5 exons. Bases 311 to 5548 code for a protein of 1745 amino acids. Gene Ontology annotation, molecular function: ATP binding; protein kinase activity. Gene Ontology annotation, biological process: protein phosphorylation. The record is from RefSeq and is a predicted model, not a curated record.